UUCUGGGAAUAUUGGUCAGCGCUGAGAAGAUUUCAUGAGUGUUGCGUACUUAUACCAAGGGUGAAUCGUAAGGCUGCGCCCGUGAGCGAGCCUUAAGAUGUCUCUGGCAGAAACUGCGGCCUCUGUGAGUGGCGCCUUCGAUAGCAUACCCAUCAUCGAUAUAGGACAUGCGUCGACACCUGAGGAACGGGCUGCGUUGGCUCGGCAGAUCAGGGAUGCUUGCAUGAAUGUUGGGUUCUUUUACAUUAGCAACCAUGGUAUACCCCAGGAGACCAUUGGCAAGGUCUGUUCGGCCAUGGAAGCUUACUUUUCUCUCCCACUGGAGACGAAGAUGAAGCUUUACCACAGAGAUAAGAAUUUCAGGGGAUACGAACCCGUGUUCAGCUCCAACGCCGACCCAGCCAACAGAGCCGACCUACAUGAAGGCUUCAUAUUUGGUUGGGAAGAAUUGGUGCCCAAGGAAAACGACGAAAAGCGAACGAAUGAUGGUGCCAUGGCUGGUGCGAAUGUAUGGCCCUCGGAACCCUCUGGGUUCCGUGAAGCUUGCCUCAAUUAUUACCAUGCAGCAGUUGGUGUCGGAAGGGUCCUGUUCCACUUAUUUGCCCUUGCAUUGGAUCUCCCUGCAACAUACUUUGAUGACAAGACCAAGAAUUCUGCUGCAUCCAUGCGUUUGAUCCAUUACCCACCUCAAACUGGUCCCGAAGGCGAUGGUAUCGUUGGAAUCGGUGCACACUCAGAUUUCAGGUGUUUCACCAUCUUAUGGCAAGAACCCGAUAUUCAGGCUCUUGAACUACUGAACUCCGAGAAGCAAUGGGUAAAGGCACCACCGAUCCCCGGAACGCUUGUUAUCAACAUUGGUGACCAACUUGCACGAUGGACGAACGACGUAUUUAGGUCGACCGUGCAUAGAGCGAUCAACAGGAGCGGCGUUCGUCGAUAUUCCAUUCCUCUGUUCUUCGGCACGGAUUAUCACGUCCAGAUCGAACCCAUGCCGAGUUGUGUAUCCCCUGAGAGACCGCCCAAGUACGAACCCGUCGCUGCAGGGGACUACGUCCACCAGCGUCUGCAAGAGGUGUAUUACCAAGACACCGCUACCUCUUGAUGUGGCUGGGCAACUUGUCGAGGAGUCAAUUUAUAAUUGAAUGCACGCUUUUUACAUAGCACGAGUGGUAUUUGUUAGAUAGGUUUCCAGCCUCGUCUCCCGCAUCUUGUUAGCGGUUGCGUCCCGUUCUUCAGUCGUUAGUUCCAGUUGGGCAAUUGCCAAUAUUGCUGACUAGCAGCGUAUUUCUGUAAAUUUCGGCCAAUAAUUCAAUCAUUGCGGGUGCUCGCAAUGCUUAUACACAUU
Messenger RNA from Pisolithus orientalis, 1345 nucleotides. RefSeq lists its product as uncharacterized. The transcript is spliced from 12 exons. Lineage: Eukaryota; Fungi; Basidiomycota; Agaricomycetes; Boletales; Pisolithaceae. The record is from RefSeq and is a predicted model, not a curated record. Bases 98 to 1102 code for a protein of 334 amino acids.